AUGAAGAAGUAUAACAAUACAGGACAAAUCAUAGGCCAUGGAAUCCUAACAAGUGGAUUUUACCAUGACUCUGUCACAAUAUCAUAUAAAGGGUCUAUGGUGACAUUUGAAAGGAUCUUAACUACCUUAACAGCAAUAGACAUAUCAGAUAAUGCUUUGGAAGGUAGAAUUCCUGUGUCAAUUGGAAAUCUUUGUUCUCUACAUGUACUGAACUUGUCUCACAAUGCCCUCAGUGAAGAAACUCCUCCCCAACUUGGUAGCAUCGCUGCUUUGGAGUCUCUCGACCUAUCUUCAAACAUGCUAUCAGGUGAGAUCCCACAAGAGUUGACAGAUCUCACCUUCCUUAGCAUCUUGAACCUGAGCAACAACCAGUUGGUAGGUCAGAUACCACAAUCGCAUCAAUUCACGACAUUCCAGAAUAGCUCAUUUGAUGGCAAUGUCGGACUCUGUGGACCCCCUCUAUCCAAGCCAUGUGGCACUCCGACAAAUAUUCAAACUGAAGAGCAUCCACAAAACUCCUUUGACAUUGUUUUGUUUCUCUUUGUUGGUGUGGGAUUCGGAGUGGGAUUUGCAAUAGCCAUUCUAGUGAAGCAAGAUUGGAUGUGGAGGUGGUUGCAUAUUAUAAGGAUUCUAUGA
Molecule: messenger RNA, 636 nt
Organism: Miscanthus lutarioriparius
Lineage: Eukaryota; Viridiplantae; Streptophyta; Magnoliopsida; Poales; Poaceae
Source: the annotation of a GenBank genome assembly